This is a messenger RNA of Micropterus dolomieu (smallmouth bass), 3321 nucleotides long. RefSeq names its product seizure related 6 homolog b (gene sez6b). Bases 38 to 2929 code for a protein of 963 amino acids. The transcript has 19 exons. Gene Ontology annotation, cellular component: neuronal cell body; dendritic spine; endoplasmic reticulum. The record is from RefSeq and is a predicted model, not a curated record. Gene Ontology annotation, biological process: synapse maturation; regulation of dendrite development. Lineage: Eukaryota; Metazoa; Chordata; Actinopteri; Centrarchiformes; Centrarchidae.
GGAAAGCCGGAGAAGCGCAAAACGGGAAAAAAACGUCAUGAAUGGGAUCAGAGAUUAUUUCCCUCUCCUGGUUGUUCUGGUUGCAGUCGUGACGGACAUGGAAGCUAAAGCAGCCUCUGCCUCUGAGGAUGGUCCGUCUUUUACCAACAGUGGGGUCAGCCUGUACUCUACAACCCAGGACACGGGCAGGAGGCUCCCCAUGGUCACCACUGCCCCCCCUGUCAAUGUCCCAAACCACCACUCCCUCUACAGGAAUCCCCCCCAACGCCAGGCCCCAUUCGGUCCUCACAGUCAGCUAAACUACUUUGAAGACAGCGGGGGAUCCAGCUCACACCACAGCUCUCAACCCACAUUCUCCACCUCAUCAUCCAGGACUCCACUGGAUAGUGGUGAUAAAGGGCCUUCAGAUGAGACUGCUGCAGGCUUUAACAUACAAACAACCCUUGUAAUGCAGGCAUUAGGAGCCACUUCUCACUCCACCAUCCCUGUUCCAGUCACCAGUGUGGUUUUAAAGGAUCCAGGACAUGCUGCCAUCACCCCCUCUUCUGCUACUGCUGCAAGGGAGAAGGAUGUGAGGCCAGAUCAGCCUGGACUGAAGCAGAAUGCGAGGCCCAGCAGUGAUGAAGAUGAAACAACCACCACCACUAUUACCACCACCACCAUCACCACCACCAUGCAGAGUCUAGUUCCCUGCCAGCAGAACCUGACUGGGCCAGAAGGAUACGUAGAGGCUCCACCACAGUCCAGCUCUGCUUUUCACUCCACUACGGACUGUAGCUACAUUAUCACUGUUUAUUUGGGCUUUGGAGUGGAGGUCCAGGUGAUGAAUGUGAAUCUAUCUGACGGAGACAAGGUGGUGUUUGAAGAUGUGGGCCACGGGGAGAACACCAUGCUGGCCAAUGAGUCCAUUCUGAUAAGAGGGUUGGUAGUACGAAGCCACAGCAAUCAGAUCUCUAUCCGCUUCCACAGCCAGAGGUCUCAGGGUGGCUCAGUCCUGCUCAGAUACCAAGCCUUUGUGUUGAGCUGUGUCUUCCCCCAACGGCCUCUCAGUGGUGAUGUAUCAGUGAGUAGUCUCCACUCUGGAGGGGAGGCUUUCUUCUCCUGUCUGACUGGCUACCAGCUGCAGGGCCCCAGUGUGCUCACCUGCCGCAAUGCUAGCACCCCCUACUGGAGUGGUAAAGAACCACACUGCCAAGCUGCCUGUGGUGGUUUGAUCCGGAACGUCACAGUCGGUCGGAUCGUCUCUCCUGGUUUUCCCAGCAACUACAGCAACAAUCUGACCUGCCACUGGCUGCUGGAGGCCCCUGAGGGCCAGAGACUGCACGUCCACUUUGAGAAGGUAGCGCUGGCUGAGGAUGAUGAUCGGGUGCUGAUCAAGAAUGGCAACAGCAUUGACGCAGCAGCCCUGUAUGAUUCAUACGAGGUGGAGUAUCUGCCCAAUGAAGGUCUACUCAGCGCAUCUAGGCAUCUUUUCAUUGAGCUGACCACAGACGCUACAGGCACAUCCACUGGCAUUGCCAUCAGGUAUCAAGCCUUUUCAGCAGGCCACUGCUACGAGCCCUUUGUGAAGUACGGUAACCUGACCAGUAGUGACAACACUUGGGCAGUGGGAGCUGUGGUGGAGUUUGCCUGUGACCCGGGCUAUACUCUGGAACAGGGUUCUAUCACCAUUGAAUGCAUGGACCCUAACAAUCCCCAGUGGAAUGAGACCGAGCCUGCCUGCAGAGCUGUGUGUAGUGGUGAGAUCACAGAUUCAGCUGGAGUGGUGCUGUCGCCUAACUGGCCUGAAGCCUACGAUAAAGGCCAGGACUGUAUCUGGGGAGUCCAUGUCGAGGAGGAUAAGAGGAUCAUGCUGGACAUUCAAGUGUUGAACAUUGGGAAGAAUGACCUGUUGACCUUUUAUGAUGGAGACGACCUUACAGCUAAAGUUCUGGGUCAGUAUGGAGGAUCAAAGUCCCGAUUCAAGCUCUAUACCUCCACUGCAGAUGUCACCAUCCAGUUCCAGUCGGACCCUGCCACCAACGUCUAUGGCUAUGGCAACGGUUUCAUAGUCCACUUCUUUGAAGUCGCUCGUAAUGACACCUGCCCUGAGCUUCCAGAGAUCUCUAAUGGUUGGAAGAGUACAUCUCACCCUGAGUUGGUUCAGGGCACCGUGGUGACCUACCAGUGUUAUCCUGGUUAUCAGGUGGUGGGCGCUGAGCUGCUCAUGUGCCAAUGGGACCUCACCUGGAGUGGUGACCUACCAAGCUGUGAGAGAGUGGUGUCUUGCGCUGACCCUGGAAAGGUGGAGCACAGCCGGCGGGUGCUGUCAGGUCCUCAUUUCACUGUGGGUUCAACCAUCCAAUACAUUUGCAACAAGGGCUUCACUCUAUCUGGAAACAGCCUGCUCACCUGCUUCAACCGAGGCUCCUCGGGCCCCAAGUGGAACCAGAAGCUGCCUAGAUGCCUGCCUGAGACUUUUGAAUCCUGCAGUCACCCAGGAACCCCCACCUAUGGGAUCCCCAGCUCCAACAAGCUCCAUUUCCAGGCUGGAGAGACCCUCCACUACUCCUGCCUGACAGGCCACCAGCUGCUGGGUGAGCCUGUUCUCCACUGUGUCCCUGGACACCCAUCCCAGUGGAGUGGGCUGCCACCUGUCUGCAAGGCCCACCCAACGGAAUAUGAUGAGCACAGAUUAGAUGUGUCCACUGCAAUCCUAAGAAUGGAAGGGGGCCAAGUAGCAUUUGCUGUCUUCGUCCCCGUCAUCCUCCUCUUCAUCAUCAUCAUUGGGAUCUACCUCUAUUUCUCAAAGGUUCAGAGGAAGCCAACACGGCUCUCCCCGUCCUCCAGCUUACCAUAUGAAAACAUCACUGGGGAAAAUACGUUUGACAACUCCAUUUAUGAGACAACAAACAAUGAGGAAACAAGAGAAUACGAGGUUUCAAUCUGAAGACGCCAGCAUAGGACACCACACCACCCCUGGAAAGGCUGGGCCACCGGAUUAUUUUUCUAGCUCUUCAACAGUAACGGUUCAGCAGCAGCAGUCUGUACAGUUUUUAAUCCUGUGCUCACAUCCUGAGGACUUUCAGAGCUACGCACCAUCUCAGAAAGCAGAGGGAAUCAAUGCUAAGAUAGUACCAUUAAGUGCACAUAACACACAUGUUAUGUACAUUAUACACUGUAUGUCUCUUGCCGCAAUUUAAAGAAUCAUGCUUAUGGAUUUUUGGGAUGUCUAAUAAGAGUAAGAUCUUACAAAUGUACAACAACUGCAUUUGCUUUCAUCAGUAUGACCAAAAAUGUUGCUCUUUGAAUUGAUGCAACCUUCUGAGAUAAUAAAUCAGA